Lactuca virosa is the source of this 1890-nucleotide messenger RNA. NCBI's taxonomy places the organism in Eukaryota, Viridiplantae, Streptophyta, Magnoliopsida, Asterales, Asteraceae. The record is from the annotation of a GenBank genome assembly.
GAUGACAUUUCAUGUUAAUUGGAGACCGAAAGUAAGUUCCUAUAAAACUUAGAGAGUAAUAACAAGAAGUUUCAUAAUUUUCCUUGAUCAUUCUUGCUAUUUCUUCAAGCAAAAAUGGCAAACGAAGGUAUCAACCAAGAAAACUAUCCCAUCAAAACUAUAGUAAUACUAGUUCAAGAAAAUCAUUCAUUUGAUCACAUGCUAGGCUGGAUGAAAUCUCUCAACCCCGAAAUCGACGGUGUUACUGGAAAAGAAUCCAACCCAUUAUCCACCACCGAUCCAGACUCGACCCGAAUCUAUUAUAGCAACGACUCCGACUUCAUCCAGCCAGACCCUGGCCACAUGUACCAAGAGGUUUACGAACAAAUCUUUGGUGUGCCAUGGACCAAAGAAUCCUCAUCAUCUGGAUUCCCUCCAACCAUGGAGGGUUUUGCACAACAAGCUGAAAGCGUAGAGGUAGGGCUAUCUAAGGUUGUAAUGUCUGGUUUUAAGCCGGAUGAUGUUCCGGUUUAUCAAGAUCUGGUGAUGGAGUUUGCGGUUUGUGACCGAUGGUUUGCUUCGGUGCCGGGUGAGACGCAACCGAAUAGGUUAUAUCUUCACUCGGCCACUUCGAAUGGUGCGAUAAGUAAUGAUACCUCGAGACUGAUCCAAGGGUUUCCUCAGAAGACCAUAUUUGAAUCGUUGGAGGAAAGUGGUUUAUCUUUUGGAAUUUAUUAUCAAUACCCUCCAUCAACACUUUUCUAUAGGAAUCUAAGACAACUGAAGUACAUUGACAACUUUCAUCAGUUUGAUCUCAAUUUUAAACAAGAUUGCGAGGAAGGAACGUUACCGAAUUAUGUUGUUAUAGAACAAAGAUAUUUUGACCUUCAAAUAUUGCCUGGAAACGAUGACCACCCUUCUCACGACAUCUCAGAAGGCCAAAAGUUAAUAAAAGAAGUCUACGAAGCAUUGAGAUCGAGUCCCCAGUGGCAUGAAAUCUUGUUUCUAGUCACAUAUGAUGAACAUGGUGGUUUUUACGAUCAUGUCCCCACCCCUGUCUCUGAUGUCCCGAGCCCUGAUGGCAUUGCGAGUCCUGCACCAUAUAACUUUCAAUUCGACCGUCUUGGAGUCAGGGUUCCAACUAUUUUGAUUUCUCCUUGGAUCGAAAGGGGGACCGUGCUGCAUGGGCCUUCAGGACCUUACCCAAGUUCACAAUUUGAACAUUCUUCCAUUCCAGCGACUGUAAAGAAGCUCUUCAACCUAAAAGAUUUUUUGACAAAACGAGACGAGUGGGCAGGCACUUUUGAAGGCAUUCUCACUAGAGCCAGUCCAAGAACAGAUUGUCCAGUUAGCUUACCUGAGCCUGAGAAAAUGAGAGAUGGUGAAGCAAACGAAGAUGCCAAAUUAACCGAAUUUCAAGUGGAACUUGUACAAUUAUGUGCAGUGUUAAAAGGGGACUAUAAAGAUGGCAUUAGUCUUGAAAAGUUAGUAGAGAAUAUGAAGGUUAAGGAAGCAACGGGAUAUAUGGAUGUUGCAUUCAAACAAUUCUGUGACGACUGCAGAAAAGCCAAGGAAGAGGGGAAAGAUGACUCGUACAUACCGCCAAAAUUCCUCUCAUCCUCACAACCCUCACGAUCGACCAGCUCCAUCUUCGGCCGACCAUAUCCACCGCCUGCAGCAACACCCACCUUCGGCCGGACAAAUGCCACCAGCAUCUCCGGCUAUGAUUUUCUGAUCGCGGUUUCUUUCUUAAUCUCUCCACCAACGAAUCUAUCUCCCCUCAUCUCCGCCACACCUCCCUCUUCAUCCACUAACGAAUCUGUCUCCACCCGAACGCCACCGGUGGUCGGACCGGAGGUGGUGUCGGCGGUGUUCAGUGGAGGUGUUAUGUUGCUGGAGGUGACGUCUUAG